AUGGCUUUUGUGCAAUACAUUCUGCUCAGAGAUGACUUGAAUUUCUCAAGAGGCGCAUUGGUUGCCCAGGCCUGCCAUUCAAGUGUCUGCUCUAUCGAAAAGUAUAGAGGCCACCCGGACACAAUAGAGUAUCUGAGAGACCUAAAAUCCAUGGCAAAGAUAGUUCUCAAGAUCGGGGAAAAAGAUGUAAAAGAGACUGAAAGCUACCUUGUUGCGAAAGGCAUAGACCACACUGUCUGGAUCGAGAGUCCGGAAAACAUACCCACAUGCAUAUCCCUCAGGCCAUACAGCAGGGACCAGAUACCGGAGGUGGUUGAGUACUUUAGGAGGUUCAGGCUGUUCGCUUGA
Encephalitozoon cuniculi GB-M1 is the source of this 348-nucleotide messenger RNA. RefSeq lists its product as uncharacterized. The transcript has 2 exons. The record is from RefSeq and is marked provisional. Lineage: Eukaryota; Fungi; Microsporidia; Unikaryonidae. Bases 1 to 348 code for a protein of 115 amino acids. Gene Ontology annotation, molecular function: peptidyl-tRNA hydrolase activity.